AUGGCGGCAGAGGCGGUGGUUGUUGUGAGAAUACAAUGUACUGGCAAUAAUGGUGACGGAUGUUGUGGUGUUGGCAUGGUGGCGGUUGUUUUGAUCGUGGCGGUGUUUGCGGUGGUUGCAGUGGUGGUAGUAUUAGCGUUGGUCGGGGCCACUGAGCAAUACUUUAUUCAAAGAGGUUCCCUGAAAUUCUGCAGAGGAAUCAAACACACAACGUAUUUGAUUGGGCUUUUACGGGUGAAAGACACCAAAGAUAGGUGCUGUUCUCAGACAUGGAUCGUGACGAAUAGUAGCCUGGUCUCCUAUGAAUUACACGAAGGCAGUGAAUGGAAGGAAACUAACGAUAUGUUUCUUCUUGUAAUCGUUGGCCUUGGCUGCUCACCGUUCUUGAACAUUUGUUGGAAGCUUGGCUAUCAUCUCUACGGGAAUCCGCUCGUCUGCGACUGCCAUCUGCGAUGGCUCAUUGUGACAGCUCAGGCCGGCGAGUCCAAUGUCACAGUAACGAACGCUAAGUGUAGUGAGCCCGCGCACCUGGAGGGGCGUGGAAUAAGGAACGUCACCCUAGCGGAUAUCAAUUGCAGCAUGUUCGAUACGAUUGAAAUAUUAAAGGCCCCUAAUGCCACAUACGAUGUUGAGCCCAAUAUGACGAUUGUCAUUGCCAUAGACGUCAUCACGGACCCAGACUGGCAGAACCAGAUUAGCUACAAAUGGUUCUGGUACUUUCCAGUCACCACGGCGACCGGUAACCAGAUUAUAGAGAAGCAGCCACUCCCAGCCACCUCCAGCUAUGACAAGUACUUCAAGCUGUCACUGUCGGGCAAGGAGCUGACCUUCACCAUACCCGACGUGAAAACACCUGUAAUGGCGGACAAUACUGCCGAGUAUGAUCUCUAUCAGGACCUCACGGAUGACAGGCUCUUCUCCAUCAAUAUCAGCCACAAGUUUGACCAUCGAGUGGUGAACUUCACUGUGAAAGGAAAGGAGCUGGACAUAAAAAAGGCGUCAACAUCCCAAGCGCAUGAGUACAUCGGCAUUGGCAUCGGCAUUGGCAUUGGGCUCGGUGUCACUGUAGCAGUUAUUAUCUUCAUAAAACAGAAACGCAGGAGGCAUAACACCCCCAGCUCCCCGAUGGCAGACCCCGCACUGACUCCGAUAGAUGCUGGAAGAAGGAAUCAAACACGGUCAGACAGAUUUCUUAUGUCCAGCGAUGUUGAAAACAUUGCAGACCGUGAUGUUCAUAAUUCAAGCGAUUUUGUUGAGGAAGAGAAUGUCUAACCACCCGCAAUCAAGGAAGCCACUAGUAGCACGAUCAAUGGUAAAUUAAAACCAAUGACUACACAGCUUUCAAGGGGAAUAGCAAUACCAUUGAAACCAAAGGACUAGCCGUUACGUUAAUCGAGUGUCACUUGCAACAUGACACCAGUGCCAACAGAGCUUUCAAUGGGUAUACAUGCCCUUCGCACAAAACAUAAAUGACACCACAUUUUUCUAUCCACAAUUAUGCAACCUUGUUAAGUAGGGAGGAAUAGUUUAAUAAAAAUUAAAAAAAAACAAUUUUACUUAGUUACAUUCGUGUAAAUAUACAUUACGUAUAACAAUAACAAUACCUAAUUAAUAUGUAUUUGUGAAAAACAUGUUUAGAUCAAUUGUAUUCUCUCAAACAGGAAUCUGUUUGUAUAUAUGUGUGUGCGUGUGUGUAUGUGUGUGUGUGUGUGUGUGUGUGUGUGUGUGUGUGUGUGUGUGUGUGUGUGUGUGUG
Dreissena polymorpha is the source of this 1754-nucleotide messenger RNA. RefSeq lists its product as uncharacterized. The record is from RefSeq and is a predicted model, not a curated record. The transcript is spliced from 9 exons. NCBI's taxonomy places the organism in Eukaryota, Metazoa, Mollusca, Bivalvia, Myida, Dreissenidae. The coding region runs from base 1 to 1272 and encodes 423 amino acids.